AUGAACCACGGUCCUCAAGAUAUGUAUUAUGCUUCACAUAUGUCAAAUGGGCAGCCUCCACCACCGCAGACUGUCACAUCAGGCGGCAUGGGACACUAUCCUCAGCAACAUCAGCAGCCCCCGUUAUUGCAGCCAGGCCCUGCGCAGUAUAACCCAGCGCCAGCGCCGUAUCAGCAGUAUGGCUAUGCGAAUGGGCUGACCUCUCCUCAAUCAGCGGGUCACCAAGUUCCUGGUUCAAUGGGCCAACAACAAAAUGUUUUACCUUUGCCAGCAAUGUCUGCUACCCAACCUGGUAUGCCAGGGCAAGGAUUUGGAGCACAGCAAGGAUUUGACACCACUGGACAAAUUGCUCCACCUGGGAUGAAACCAAGAGUGACUGCGACCUUGUGGGAGGAUGAAGGUAGUUUGUGCUUCCAAGUCGAGGCGAAGGGGGUUUGUGUUGCACGACGUGAGGACAAUCACAUGAUCAAUGGUACCAAGCUCUUGAACGUUGCUGGAAUGACUCGAGGCCGACGAGAUGGCAUUUUGAAGAGUGAAAAAAUGAGACAUGUGGUUAAAAUCGGGCCUAUGCAUUUGAAAGGCGUUUGGAUUCCAUUCGAACGUGCUCUGGAUUUUGCAAAUAAGGAGAAGAUCACGGAAUUGCUUUAUCCCCUAUUUGUUCAUAACAUUGGGGCUCUUUUAUAUCAUCCUACAAACCAAACACGGACGAACGCAGUGAUGGCCGCUGCAGAACGCAGAAAACAGGAGCAGAACCAGAUGCGAAACACCCAAGCACCUGGUCUACCUUCACUGCAUCAACACCACCAUCACUCGAUGAGCAGCUCGAUAGGCGGACAUUUGCCAGGCCCACAGCAUUCUCUGGCACCUCAUCCAAGUGUCCCACGCCCGGGCAUUGACAGAGCACACACUUUCCCUACUCCUCCAACCAGCGCAUCCAGUGUGAUUGGGAAUAUGGGCAGCUCAGACGGAAGUUUUCAGUGGGGAACACAGAGUGGUAUGGGGAGUGUUCAAGGUACAAAUCCCCUGUCUAUAGACACGGGUUUAAGUAACGCACGCUCAAUGCCUACAACUCCAGCGACGACCCCUCCGGGGACCUCGAUCCAAAGCAUGCAGCAGUACCAACAGCCUCCGCAACCUUACGACACCUCGCGGCAAAUGUACUCUGCUCCACCCACGCAACAACCCGUCUAUCAACAAUCGACACCUGACCAGCAAAACAUGGCACGGUAUUCUCAGCCUAGCUCAUACAUCAAGAACGAAAUGGGCCCCCCAUCAGCACGAGUACCAGGAUCUGAAGCCGAGCAUCAUGAGCCAAAAGAUGCUAAUGGGUUGAUCCAUCACAACCAGCAAAGCCAAGGUCAGGUCAGUCAUGGCCACGAGGACGAGGGGGAUCAUGAGCACGAGGCAGAGUACACUCAUGGUAAUCCUUCAAACUACGAUGCGAAUCGAGGGUCCUACAGCUACAACAACGGACCAGCAGUUGGCUCGAUAACUGGAGAGCAUCCCCACCUGUCUCCAGAAAUGACUGGUUCUCCCAAUCACCCAGCGUCCGGUCGAGCCACCCCCAGAACCGCUUCUGCGCCACAGCCAUACUAUGCGCAGCAACAAGGCUACAACACGCCUCCGCGAGUCCAACCACCGUCGAGUAAUCUGUAUAAUGUAAUGAGCAGUGAGCGUGGAACCGCGAAUGGCAGCAGCAAUGGGGACGUGUAUGCACCACAGUCAGACAUGGGAAACUCCAUCCCAAAUGGCUACGCAAGUCAGCAACCCGUGAUGAAUGGUGCGCCGACAAGCAACAAGCGGGGACGGGAUGACGAUGAUGACGGAAGACCUUCGAGCAGAGGCCCAGAUGUUGACUUAAAGAGAAGGAAGACGAUCCGUGAAGGAUCCAUCUCUGGACCUCCAAGUUACGAAGCCGCUCCUCUGAACCGGCCUCGAACCGUCAUCCCGCAAAGACGUCGAUAA
Mollisia scopiformis is the source of this 1965-nucleotide messenger RNA. RefSeq names its product apses-domain-containing protein. Gene Ontology annotation, cellular component: nucleus. The transcript has 3 exons. Bases 1 to 1965 code for a protein of 654 amino acids. Gene Ontology annotation, molecular function: sequence-specific DNA binding; DNA-binding transcription factor activity. Gene Ontology annotation, biological process: positive regulation of transcription by RNA polymerase II. NCBI's taxonomy places the organism in Eukaryota, Fungi, Ascomycota, Leotiomycetes, Helotiales, Mollisiaceae. The record is from RefSeq and is a predicted model, not a curated record.